AUGCUAUGUGGGAUUAUCUCAAUUCCAUCAAAUAUAAUCAAUGAUGCCGAAAUUUUUGUUAAUUUUGACGAGGAAAUAGCAAAAUCAUAUUUAUCUUUAUUAAAUUUUGAGACAAAUCGAGUACAUCAGCUAGGAAAUGAUCUCAUAUAUGCACAUGACUUAUAUAUUGCUGUCGGAGAGUUCGGAAUUAAUUGUCUUCAUCUUUCUUGGAAAGAAUUGCAUCAGAGAAUUUAUAAAUUGAAUAAUCUCGAGAAAAUAGUCCCUAAUAAACAUGUCUUUAUUAAUAAAGAAUAUAACAACUGGGGCGCUGUAGACAAUUUUGAUGAAAUGUAUUCUUAUGCAAAAAAUCAAUUUCCUCAGUAUGAAUUUCGUCGUAUUCGAGAUGAUUACGUAUUAAACGUAAAUAAAACAGCUAAGUUAUAUGCGUCUAUUAAAGUGCUAGUGACAGCUUCUGGCUCUUUGGCAUUUAACGAUCUCUUUCUUCAUGAAGGCUGCGGUGUAUUGCUACUAAGUAAAGGACAAUGCGACACACCUGCUAUAUCAACUGGAAUCCAUCUUGGACUAUGGGUUUACGCUCUAAGUUCUAACAAAAAAUAUUCAAUAAGAGAUGGAGUUCCAUUAGAAAGAUUCCAAGCUGCGUUUCAUGAUAUAAUGCAUGCAGUUUAUAAUAAAAGUUGGCCAAAAGAUAUAAGAUCAAGAACACGCCCUUUUAUUUCUAAUAAUAUAGACCUUGACAUUAUAAGAAAGAUGGAAAAAUACAAAUUAGAGGAUUCAUUAACACCACGUUAUCUUAACUAUGGUGACAAAUCCUUCAAAAUUAUGAAAUUCGCACAAAUCUAA
This is a messenger RNA of Trichomonas vaginalis G3, 840 nucleotides long. RefSeq lists its product as uncharacterized. Gene Ontology annotation, molecular function: glycosyltransferase activity. The record is from RefSeq and is a predicted model, not a curated record. The transcript has a single exon. Bases 1 to 840 code for a protein of 279 amino acids. NCBI's taxonomy places the organism in Eukaryota, Parabasalia, Trichomonadida, Trichomonadidae.